AUGAAUUUGGUUGACGGGGAAGAAAACAGCCACUCCAUAUCAAACGGUGAAGGCAAAACAGUCGCCAAAGACCACACCAAGGAUGGAUUAUUUACCUCGGAAACAAUAGUCAUCCCAGUCUCCCCGCCUGGAGUCUCGAUUUCCAACGGAACGAUUCCAGUGUUGGAGACCAAGGUCGCUGCCAACGGCAUUACAAAACGAGCCGCACAAAACGGGACGGCGCACGCGGUUCGAACGACGAGCGAUCCCCAAUCGCUCCGAGACGUGGCAAAAGUCAUCCGCUCGAAGAACGCAGGACCAUUCCAGCUCACGUUUGAUGUCAUCUUUGACGACCCCGCCGUCUACAAAGCGGUGAAAUCGUCCGGGCUCCUGAGCAGGGAUGCCAUGGCCCAGCUCUUCGGGAGGUCGGCAGAGGAAGUCGUCUACUGCGGCUUCUUCGACCAGGCGUUGGCGUUCAAGCUCACCCUGCCCAGGACGCGUGGGGGCCAGCUCAGCUGCUCCGGCGGGUACAUGGAAAGCGACGUCCAUGGAUCCCAGCAGUACAUGCCGCUCAUGAAGCUGCCGUUGACUGAGGAUCUCAGGCAUUCCCUACGAGCUUUGAAUUCAAUACGCACGAGCGAGGCACAUUGA
Messenger RNA from Fonsecaea erecta, 630 nucleotides. RefSeq lists its product as hypothetical. The transcript has a single exon. The coding region runs from base 1 to 630 and encodes 209 amino acids. NCBI's taxonomy places the organism in Eukaryota, Fungi, Ascomycota, Eurotiomycetes, Chaetothyriales, Herpotrichiellaceae. The record is from RefSeq and is a predicted model, not a curated record.